This is a messenger RNA of Talpa occidentalis (Iberian mole), 881 nucleotides long. It is a transcript of the gene BUD31, whose product is annotated as BUD31 homolog. Gene Ontology annotation, biological process: mRNA splicing, via spliceosome. Lineage: Eukaryota; Metazoa; Chordata; Mammalia; Eulipotyphla; Talpidae. The record is from RefSeq and is a predicted model, not a curated record. The coding region runs from base 246 to 680 and encodes 144 amino acids. The transcript is spliced from 6 exons. Gene Ontology annotation, cellular component: nucleus; spliceosomal complex.
AACGGCGGGGACGCGGCCCCGGAGCUCUGCACUGGCCGGGGUAGCUCCCUGAGCGGCUGAGCGGGGAGAGAUCGGGCCUCUGGACCCGGAGGCCGGAGUGAAACUGAGGACGUGACCUACCCAAAGUCACAGAGUGGUAGAGUUGGCUAGGAACCCAAGCUUGUGACUGAAGAGACUGUGAUCUUUCUGUUACAUUCUUUGGCAGCAGAUCCUAAGAGCUUUGUAAAUUAUCUUGUGGGGAAAAAAUGCCUAAAGUCAAAAGAAGCCGGAAAGCUCCACCAGAUGGUUGGGAAUUGAUUGAACCAACAUUGGAUGAAUUAGAUCAAAAGAUGAGAGAAGCUGAAACAGAACCUCAUGAGGGAAAGAGGAAAGUGGAAUCUCUGUGGCCUAUCUUCAGGAUCCAUCACCAGAAAACCCGUUAUAUUUUUGACCUAUUCUACAAGCGGAAAGCUAUAAGCAGAGAAUUAUAUGAAUAUUGUAUUAAAGAAGGCUAUGCAGAUAAAAACCUGAUCGCAAAAUGGAAAAAGCAGGGGUAUGAGAAUUUAUGCUGCCUGCGGUGCAUUCAGACACGGGACACCAAUUUUGGAACAAACUGCAUUUGCCGAGUCCCUAAAAGCAAGCUGGAAGUGGGCCGGAUCAUUGAGUGCACUCACUGUGGCUGCCGGGGCUGCUCUGGUUGAGGCCCUCAGGCUCUGACCCCUCUCUACCCUGGACUUUGGACUUCGCAGGACUCUGCCACCCUCAGAGAAAGCAGCUUUUCUUGCGGAGCAGUGCCCCACGCCCAUGCUGGAGCAUGGCCUCUCCAGGUGAAGGCUUUGGGGUUCUUCAUCUGUGAUUUGUAGAAAUAAAACUUUGAAAUCUCUUGGGCCCUGCAUUCAUUC